UUUAUUAUUAGUUAUUUUAAGCAAAUAAAAAGAACCAAUUGUGGUACCUUUUGGCGUAAUAAAAUCAAUUCUCGUACCCAUCUCUCUUCGCAUUCCGCGUUGCUGCAAAGCAUCCUUCACCUCUCUGUCUCUCUGCGGUUUCUGCUACAUCAACUUUUCUUCUUCAAAGGGAGGAUCAAGGUAGCGAAGGAAAAAUGGGGUUAACAUUCACGAAGCUUUUCAGUCGGUUAUUUGCGAAGAAGGAAAUGAGAAUUUUGAUGGUGGGUCUCGAUGCUGCUGGUAAGACCACUAUCCUCUACAAGCUCAAGCUGGGAGAGAUUGUCACUACUAUCCCUACCAUUGGGUUCAAUGUUGAGACUGUGGAAUACAAGAACAUUAGCUUCACUGUUUGGGAUGUCGGAGGCCAGGACAAGAUUCGUCCCUUGUGGAGGCACUACUUCCAGAACACUCAGGGUCUUAUAUUUGUUGUUGACAGCAAUGACAGGGACAGAGUUGUUGAGGCCAGAGACGAGCUACAUAGAAUGUUGAAUGAGGAUGAACUGAGAGAUGCAGUAUUGCUUGUGUUUGCCAACAAACAAGAUCUUCCCAAUGCAAUGAAUGCUGCUGAGAUUACUGACAAGCUGGGUCUCCACUCUCUCAGACAGCGCCACUGGUACAUUCAGAGCACUUGUGCAACCUCUGGGGAGGGUCUUUAUGAAGGUUUGGACUGGCUUUCCAACAAUAUUGCCAAUAAGGCAUAAUGCUCUUUUGGGAGUCUAUUGGAUCAGUAUUUUUGGAUGCAGGGGUGAAUAUUAUCUAGCUUUUAUGAGUCCUCUUCCGAAACAACUUGAAUUUAUGUUCAUGUAUUAUGAUUUAGGACAUAUUGGUGGCUACAAUUGUAGUAGGAAUUUGUUUCAUGGGAUGUUUAAUAUUUUGAGCUUUCUAAUAUGGGUUUGGAUGCAAAGCCUUCAACUGUAAUGGAGAUACUAAUUCUAUGCGCCAUCAGGUUCUGAUUUA
Molecule: messenger RNA, 996 nt
Organism: Lathyrus oleraceus (garden pea)
Lineage: Eukaryota; Viridiplantae; Streptophyta; Magnoliopsida; Fabales; Fabaceae
Product: ADP-ribosylation factor 2
Exons: 7
Coding region: 195-740 (181 amino acids)
Molecular function (GO): GTP binding; GTPase activity
Source: RefSeq, a predicted model, not a curated record